Messenger RNA from Cyprinodon variegatus (sheepshead minnow), 1460 nucleotides. RefSeq names its product zinc finger protein OZF-like. Bases 162 to 1226 code for a protein of 354 amino acids. Gene Ontology annotation, biological process: regulation of transcription by RNA polymerase II. NCBI's taxonomy places the organism in Eukaryota, Metazoa, Chordata, Actinopteri, Cyprinodontiformes, Cyprinodontidae. Gene Ontology annotation, cellular component: transcription regulator complex; PcG protein complex. The record is from RefSeq and is a predicted model, not a curated record. Gene Ontology annotation, molecular function: RNA polymerase II cis-regulatory region sequence-specific DNA binding; DNA-binding transcription factor activity, RNA polymerase II-specific. The transcript has 2 exons.
AGAGAUUAUUCUCCAGCAGAGGGCGGUAGUGCCUCUGCUUACUGGCUUUCAGAACAAACAGGAAGUAGCUGUGUCCGUGACUUCAGUCCAGACGGAAGCAUCGUUAGCUUAGCUGUGUUUUAUCAGUGUGUGAGGAUCCAUUGUGAGUCUGCGCAGCAACGAUGGGUUCAGUUCAGCCUCUGAGAGAGUUUAUCAGACAGAGACUAACUGCUGCUGCUGAAGAAAUCUUCUCAGAGGUGGAAAAAACCAUCAUCCAGUACGAGGAGGAGAUCAACCGUCAGAGACUGCUGGACAUCAGCUGGAGACCCCGGAUCAGCUCACAGAGCGCAGAUUCAACUUAUCCCCCUCAUUCUGUGUGUAAGGAGGAAGAUCCUCCUGCUGAGCUGCAACCCUGCAGCCAGGAGAGAAGCUCUAGCUGGGAUCAGCAGCAAACCGAAGAACAUCUGCAGAUAAAGAAGGAGGUCAAAGAACCAGAAGCAUCUGAAGCUUUGCUUGUAAAAGAGAAACCCAGCGAACUCUGCAACAGUCAGGAUGGACAGGCUCUUCCCCAGAAGCAGGACAUCCAUACCUCCUUUAUCAAUACUGUUUAUAAGGAACAACCAGAAUCAGACAGAGAGCAGAUCCUCUCUCAGGACAUUCCUACAGAUGGGAACCGGUUCUGGGAAGGAAGGAAUGAUGAAGAUUUUGGACUGAUUACAGAGGAAGAGGGACCCCAAACACAAAGAGGUCUAGAAAGCAGAGAUCAAACGUUCUUUCUUGCUCACAUGCAAACUCCUACAUCUGAAAGGUCUUUCUCAUGUCCCAUCUGUGGAAAAUAUUUCCCUCAAAGAGGCUUUUUGAGAGUCCACCUGAAGAUCCACUCAGAUAAGAGUCUGUGUCAGGGACAGAUCUGCACCAAGGGUUUCCUCAGCAGCAGGGACCUGCCUGACCACAUGAAUACUCACACAGGUGAGAAGGUCUUCACCUGUUCCAUCUGUGGGAAAAGCUUUAGCGCUAAAGGCACAUUGAAUGUUCACUUGAGAAUCCACACGGGGGAGAAGCCUUUUACCUGUCAGACCUGUGGGAAAAGCUUUGUAGUCCGAGGCCAUCUGACGGAUCACAGCAGAACCCACACAGGAGAGAAGCCUUUCUCAUGUCAAACCUGUGGAAAAUGCUUCAGUCAAAGCACCCAUUUAAGAGUUCACAGCAGAGUUCACAGCAGCAACAGGCAGCUGACUGGCCGCUAGAACCAUAGAAAUAUCGACAUGGUUACCGAUCAGGUGAAAGCAAUAAUGAUAGCAAGGCAUCUUUACGCUAAGGCUAACCGUCCUGUCAAAAAUUUAAUCGUCCGUUAUUUGGCGGUUGAUUUUUGCGUCCUCUAUUGAACUAACGAGGGGUGUGAUUUGUCUAGUAUUUUUAAUAAAUGUCCAACACACAUCUGUCAUAAACCUAAAUAAAGAAUUUAAAUGCACUAUGUUUAC